Molecule: messenger RNA, 1776 nt
Organism: Bombus huntii
Lineage: Eukaryota; Metazoa; Arthropoda; Insecta; Hymenoptera; Apidae
Product: elongation of very long chain fatty acids protein 4-like
Exons: 7
Coding region: 320-1270 (316 amino acids)
Biological process (GO): sphingolipid biosynthetic process; fatty acid elongation, monounsaturated fatty acid; fatty acid elongation, polyunsaturated fatty acid
Cellular component (GO): endoplasmic reticulum membrane
Molecular function (GO): fatty acid elongase activity
Source: RefSeq, a predicted model, not a curated record
GACCGGCGCCUGCACCGUCCACACUCGAGAAACCUAAAACAGCUUUUGUCGUGUUUUCCUCGAAAUGCAUUAAUGAAUCGUGUACAGUGUCUUCUAUCUAUGUUAUAUAUUUAAAGAUUAAUCAGAUGUGCAUGGCAUACAUAUUACGUGAGUUCCUUUGUUAAAUUUGGGACUUAUUAACUGCGGAAUAACCGACGAAACGGCGAAGAUUCGACAACGACGAUGAUGUUCGUAUGUCUGCGAGGUCCUUGACGCGAAACCACCACUGGUGUUCAAAUUCCUGACAUGAGUCUCGUGAUAAUUUAAAAAAAAGACGGCAAUGGCAAGCUUAAUUAAUUCCACAGCAACUUUAAUAAAUGAUGCCUACAAUUACUACCUCUGGACGCUAUCCCUUGCCGAUGAACGAACGAGAGGAUGGCUUCUGGUCGAUUCGCCAAAACCUACAUUGAUAUACACUAUGUUGUAUUUACUCAUUGUAUGGGCCGGGCCAAAGAUCAUGAGAAAUCGAAAAGCCUUCAAGUUAACGUGGGCACUCGUUCCGUAUAAUCUUGCGAUGGCCUGUCUUAACGCGUACAUCGCGAUACAGUUAUUCGUAGCUUCCACCAGGUUACGUUAUAGUUAUGUGUGUCAGCCGAUUAGGCACGUGACUCGUCCAGACGAAUUGCAGAUUGCUCAUGCAGUCUGGUGGUACUACUUUAGCAAACUUUUGGAGUUCUGUGAUACGUUUUUCUUUAUCUUGCGGAAGAAGGAUAAUCAAUUAAGCUUUCUUCAUGUUUACCAUCAUUCCACUAUGUUUUCGUUGUGGUGGAUUGGUAUCAAAUGGGUUCCAAGCGGAUCUACUUUCCUGCCAGCCAUGGUGAACAGUUUUAUCCAUGUCCUCAUGUAUUCAUACUAUGGCUUAGCCGCAUUGGGACCCUCUGUAGCUAAAUAUCUCUGGUGGAAGAAAUAUCUGACGAUUCUUCAAUUAAUCCAAUUUACUACUGCCUUGAUCCUCGGCAUCAAUGGGAUUCGGUCGGGAUGCGAUUUCCCACUCUGGAUGCAGUAUGCUCUUGUCAUUUACAUGGUCUCUUUCAUCGUUUUAUUCGGAAAUUUCUACGCUAAAGCCUACAUUGCCAAGGGUAAACAAGCAUACGCAGAAAGACAGUUAGAAAAAAUGAAGGCGGAUACGCAGUUGAAGAAAACAAUUACCGGCGCAGCUAUGUGUAACGGAAACAUUACGAAUGGACACGCCAAUGGAUAUGCGAAUGGUGUAUCUAAGAAGAUUCAAUGAAUAAUACACUCCUAAGUCCUUCGUUAAGAUAUUAAGAUCGCUUGAACUACGGUAUAUUUAGUUACAAAAUAAAAGUGAACGGAAAUUCUUGAAAAAUAAUUCGAUCGGUAAUGAUAACUUAGAACCGGAAUCUUUAGUUCUUGCAACUGCCACUUUUUUCGUGAUGAGUGACGUUCAGUACACUAUACUUAUACAUAUAUCGUUGCAGAAAGAUCGAGUUUAAUAAAAGAAACCGAUAUUUCUUUGACGAAUUAAGGUAAACGCGACUAUAAACUUACCGGCCUGCGAUUUUUUAAUUCUUGGAUCAGCAGCACAAAGUUCGACGGAUCGCUGGUCUAAGGUAUUGUAAAUACAAAUUAGUCGAGUAUAUUAGCAGUUUAGUCGUCAGUAGGCGAAUUACAUAAGAUCCAGUGUGAUCAAUUAUGAUAACGUUAUAUAAGUUUAAACUAAGCGAUCUUUUGUGUUCGACGGUUCAAAUCUGCCUUGUAAAACAAAAAAAAACAAAA